AAUCUAUUGUUAGUAGCUUAAUUUUUUAUCAAACUAAAAAGCGAAUACGAAUCGAUUUUCAUACCCCACAACUUUGCAACGAAUACUUUUUCCGCCAUGUAAAUACCGAUCUAUUGUGUCAUGUUUACACUACAUCUGGUCGAUUAUCUGUCAAAUGUUCAAAUCACAGCAUUUUAUGUGCCGUGUAAUCAGCACUACAGUGUGUGAGCAGACAUAAACAUUUUUUGUUACCUCCAACUUGGUCAAACCAGCAGAACGAGGCACACUUUGCAUUUAGAACACUAAACAAGAAAUACGUUCGUGCUCAGCAUCCAAACAAAGCAACCUGCAAACAUGAGUACAUUCCGUGGUGCCAUCAAGAGACUGAACUGUGAUUCGAAGAUAUCUGCUAUUUUCUUCGACCUUGAUAACACUCUGAUCGCAACCAGGAAAGCCGAUGCAAAGGCAUGCAGCAAGGUGGCCGAUUUGCUUCACCGCGAACAUGGCCUUAGUCGUGAGCUAGCAAGCGAAACCACUACCGACUAUCUGACCGCGUUUCGCCGCUGCCCCGACAACCCGGACAUGGCGCUGGCACAAUGGCGUUCCCAGCUAUGGCAGGACGUACUGCCGGUCACACACAAGCACCUGGCCUCGGAACUGUACGGACGGUGGUUGGAGUGGCGCUAUCGCUAUCUGGCCCUGCCGACGGAAGUGCAAACCAUGCUCCAAACACUUCGGCUCCAGUACCUGCUCGGCAUCAUCACCAACGGUCCGACGGCGGCACAGUGGGAAAAGAUCGACCGGUUGGCGCUGAACAAGUACUUCGAUUGCAUAUUGGUAUCCUCUGACUUACCGUGGGCCAAGCCCGAUCGCAAUAUCUUUUACGCAGCUUGCCACUAUCUAGGUGUCCCGCCCGGCCAGUGUGUGAUGAUCGGUGAUAAGCUCGAGACCGACAUUCAGGAUGUGUAUUUUUGCGUCCUCCUAUAUAAAACCGCUCACGAUCCGUCCUUCUUGGGGGAAGAUCGGGAACCCAUACGAGACACAAAUGAGAAAAGGUACCAUAUAAGCGCACAUCCACAUAUACAGAGUGUAUCUCUUUCUCUUGAUCUUCAUUUAUUUGCACCAAUGCCAUUUUCAUCCAUCCUUGCCCGCAUUUGCCUAGAAAAGAAAGAACAAUCAUCCGCGCGGCAUAUGGGCCCCCGGGGGUGGUGUUGCGCCCCCGCCGCUCACAUUUCCAUUCAAUCCCCCAUUCAUAACCUCACCUUCAUGAACAUGAACAAGCAAGAACAGAGGGAAGAAAAGUGGUGGUUACUUCUUCGCCCAGCACGUCAUUCGAACCGGGAAGAAAAUCAUCAUCCGAACACAUAUGAUCAUCGAGCGCGCCUCUUGGUUCACCGGGGGCAAUUCUUGAAGAAGAAAAAAGAAACAAGCAAGAAAGCGAAAAUGUCAAAUUAAAAUCAAUAACCAAAACGUCGUAAUUGAGUACAUAUAUGCCGUUGACGACAUGCGUCGUGCCCCUCUUCGACCGAUCGGCUUGUGUGUAAGUGCCAAGUGUAUCAGGGAAAGGAGAGCGAGUUGGUAGUAAGCGUCCCAAUGUACGCGCGAUUGUCUCGUGUGCCGAGCUGUAUGACAAAAGAUGAAAACCCAAAUCGAAACUUUCUUUUGUAGUUAAGUAAACACAUUCUCACACAGAUAUGGUAAAACUAAUGGGUUGCCCUAUUGCGCGAACCGCUUAACAAGAGCGCUAACGGUAAGUUGUCCCCUUGUUCCAACAACAUAAUUCCUUUUCAUACUGUUUUUCUUCCAUUGGAACUAUACUGCCAUGUGAGGGCUCUGUUUGGCCCAAAAAAAACCCGUAAAAAAACAUUUAUUUUUCCGUUUAUCUGUGAUGCAAAAAGUAAUGAUAGAAUUCUCCUUUUAAUUUAAAAUAUAUUAUUAUUUCCAUUCGAUCAGUGACAAGUUCAAUCUUAAAAUUUAAUUUAAUAGCAGUGAUUUCAGCAGUGAAAUGAUAAUUGUUUAUCCUUUUCUUUUCGAAUGUCCUAUAAUGUGUACUGCAUCACAUUUUUUCACGCCAAAAGUGUUCACAGUAACGAAGCAAAAAAUUCUACUCAGCAUGAAUGCGAUCAUCCACACACUAAUUCACUAUUGUUUUCCCCCUAAUGUGGUGACAAGCAACAUCGUGACGUCUAAAGCAGGAGUGUUGGUUUGUUGUUAGGGAAUAUACAAAUAUAUGCAUAAGCAAUUCGCGAUUCAUGGUCAAGAGAAUACAUAUCAGAAAAAAAAUAAUUUCCUUCCAGAUCAUGCCAUACCUAUGUCUACCCGAUUUUCUCUAUAUAAUAAUAGCAUUUAAUACCAAACGUUACACUACACACAUUUACCAGUUUAAUUUCAUUCGAUUGAAGCAUUACUUUCCUUCCCAUUCCCGUUCCCGAAAUGACUACCUCCAAUGGUGCGCGCACGAACGAUCAACAAUAUGUCUGAAUUCCGAUUUUUCUGCACACAUUGAAAACAUGAAAACAUUACUACAAACUUACGCACGCCACUUUUGCGCUGAUGAUGAUGGCUCGACCGAACUUCAAAAUUUGCUGGCCGAUAAUGUCGUGUGGGGUGUCCGGACCGCUGGAUGAUGCCACAACAUUUCUUCGAUUCUGGAUGGACGCGUACGACACAAACAUUCGGCUUACAACAACACAACGUUGAUUGGUAAAUAUCUAUUUUGUUUCGAUAAACACAUAUGAUCAAAACCGGCUCCAAUCGGCUGUUAUUGAACAACACAAUCCCGUGCGCUGGGCGGCCCUAACGAAACGAACCGCGUGACACGGGGACGUGUGUGGUCGUGUAUGUAUGAAAUUGUGUGUAUUGGGGACGAUGAUGAUGUUUUGUGUAUGUGCUGCUGCGCGCGCGCUGGUGUGCUGCCGAAUGAUUGCAAUUGUGUGGCGAACUCCGAAACAAAUCACACUCUCCAGGGUGGCAUCGAGGCAAAUCUGGGUGCGACGGUUUGGCUUCCCCUUCCGACGG
Messenger RNA from Anopheles funestus (African malaria mosquito), 2997 nucleotides. Its product is annotated as N-acylneuraminate-9-phosphatase. The coding region runs from base 334 to 1434 and encodes 366 amino acids. The record is from RefSeq and is a predicted model, not a curated record. Gene Ontology annotation, molecular function: hydrolase activity. Lineage: Eukaryota; Metazoa; Arthropoda; Insecta; Diptera; Culicidae. The transcript is spliced from 3 exons.